Molecule: messenger RNA, 4860 nt
Organism: Recurvomyces mirabilis
Lineage: Eukaryota; Fungi; Ascomycota; Dothideomycetes; Mycosphaerellales; Teratosphaeriaceae
Exons: 4
Coding region: 1-4860 (1619 amino acids)
Biological process (GO): rescue of stalled cytosolic ribosome; ribosome-associated ubiquitin-dependent protein catabolic process
Cellular component (GO): RQC complex; cytosol
Molecular function (GO): ubiquitin protein ligase activity; ribosomal large subunit binding; zinc ion binding
Source: RefSeq, a predicted model, not a curated record
AUGGCUUCCAAGAAGGUCUUCAAAUCUCAGGCCAACAGCGGACGAGCCAGUGGUGGUCUCGGUGCUUUUGGCAACUCUGCUUUUGGCUCUUCUCACUCCUCGGCCUUGUCAUAUAUUCAAGAGCCACUGGACUUCUCUACGAUUAGCGACGUAAAUGUCGUUGUAUCGCUGAAGAACCUGUCCAAGAAGGACAGUGUGACGAAAGCAAGAGCCUUGGAAGAGAUUCAGACGUAUGUCGCGAAGCCAGAUACCGAUGUCGAGGAAGGACUAGUUGAAGCAUGGGUCAGGUUAUAUCCUCGCUUGUCAAUCGAUAAUGCUCGGCGAGUUCGUCACCUCGCUCAUACUGUCAGUGGCAACAUCUUCGCCAAAUGUGGCAAGAGAGCUGCCAGGCACCUACCGAAAGUCGCUGGACCAUGGUUAGCAGGACGUCACGAUAAUGAUCGUGCCGCUGGGAAGGCUGCACAGGACGCUUUGAGCCUUGUGUUCGCCAACCCGGAAAAGAUCAUGGGACUGAAGAAGACGUUCCAAGGUCCUAUUCUGGAGUACUGUCGGGAUGCUGCUCUUCACGAGACGGCACAAACGCUCAGCGACGAACGGGCCGUCAGUGUAGACGAUGCAGCAGCUACUUACGCUCGCGUUCUUGCUGCCAGUCUUGCCGUGGUCACGGAGAUGCUCAACGAUCUCCCGCGGGAGGAGGGUUCCAAGCAGGAAUCUGUCUAUGAAGAGCUGCUUGGCGAGACGAAGCUAUGGGAGCUCGCCUGCUAUACAGAGACCGGCGUCCGAAGAUCUACUCAUCGGCUGGUCCAGGCUGCACUACAGAAGCAGCCAAUACUCGUUGAGACGAAUCGGAAGGUUAUCAGCACGAUAUACAUCUACAAAGGCCUCCCAUCAGAUCAGACAGGAUCCUCCAUCGACUAUCUUGCAGCUCUUGAUGCUCUGACGGUCCAAAUGCCAGCGAUUUGGACAGACGACUACAGUGGCAAGAAGUCGGCUGCAUCACGAUUCAAGCAAUUUUGGAAACAUGGCUCUCGCUCAGGAUCUGGCGAGUUCUGGGCGGUUACCUCAAACCUGCUAGCCAAGGUUCCAGCUGAGGUGUGGCCUGCUGAGUACAAAGAGGCACAAGACCUGCUCUUGGCGGCGCGAGAUGGCGUGACGAGGAAAGAAGAGCGCUUCAAUGCUUCGACGGCAUGGGGUGCGUACUUCUCUCUCCUGACCGUUCUGUCAAGACGACUAUCGCACGAGGAUCAGGCCAAGGUAGCCGCGGAAUGCGCCAUGCCUAUCAUCCAAGAGUACCUCAAGCCUUCACAGGACACUGCAGACUGGGCGAUCCAUGGAGCCAAGACAGCACACAUGGUUGCAGGGGUGACUAAAGUACCGUCAAUCCUUCCAUUGCUAGAGCAAGCGCUGCCAGAGCUUGCAGAGCACAUUACAGAGACCGCGAGACUCUCACAACCACAACAGUCCAAGGACUUUGACAAAUCGCAGCUACAUGUUGCUUCGACUGGCGAGCGCUGGGCCACCAUGCAAAGAGAGCUAUUCACCAAAGACUUGCCGGAAACACUACUAGCUACGCUCGUUGCUUCGAACAUUAAGCUCGUGCAGGACUGCCAUCAAAUCCUCGUCAAUCGGGAUGGCAAGCCGUUUGGUGCCGCUGCAGUCAUCGAGGAGCUCGUACGUACCUGCGGCCAACGAUUGCUGAAGGACCUCGACUUUAGGAAUGCGAUAAAAGAUAUACUAGAAGCCGACGACUGCAAGUGGGUGCUUUGGCCUUCGAGCCGUCAACUCAUACGAUGUCUGCACGGCCUCGCGCAAGACAGCAUCUUCGUCGAACCUUUUGAGACGGCACUACAGGUCGCAUUGACCAAAGCUGAGUCGCUAGAAGACUCAAGUCGGCUGGUUCGUGAGCUUCUACCGCGUAACGCACCCGACGAGGCCGUUGAGCUUGCUCGGAACAAUGAGGCGCUCCAGGCCUUUAUACUGCAGAAUGUGAAGCCAGGCUUGAGCGCUACCUCCGGCACAAUGCUGCUUGAGCUAUACAGUAUUAAAGCGCUAUCAACGCAGACGAUACAGCAGGCAUUCUCAAGUCUUGUCGCUGGCCUUGCGGACACGUAUGAUGAGACAGAGCUGACUUCCACUCUAGACUUUCUAGCAAGCUCGAACAAUUCCAUCCUGAAGGACGUCUCAGCAUUGCCUGGUUGUGAGCAGCUCGUUUCACACCUGCUUCGGCUAGAACAUCACCGCAAUGACGAGAUCGCUCAAAAGGCAGCAAGCUUGUCAUCACGGCUGUCGUCUUCGGGCACAAAGAUACAGGGGGGUGCCAAGUUCAGCGUAGUUCUGCAGAACCUGGACCACGUGUCCGAGCAGUCGCUUCCCAUGGACUCCUUAUCAGAGCUUCUGGAUCGGGUACUGGGCGAGGACAAGCAUGUGCAGGAUCUCAAAACUGCUAUGCCAGAUCUGACGGCGUGGCGAACCUCUUUGUUGGCUGCGGUACGGCCGCCUAAGCUCUCGCUUUCUAUCCUGAGUCCGCUGGGUGCUGCUGUGAACUUUGCUCAAGAUGUGAUGUCGCAGACUACAGCACCAGUCAACGUGGACUCUGAAGGACUAUGUCAGGCUUUACGGACUGCCAUAUACAUCACACGGCUACUGUCAAUCACGGACGCUAGGACUGGGCUCGUCGAGCUAGAAGAGCAGUGGCACGUACUCGCCAUGCUAUACCUAGUCGUGCAACUUGCCGAGGACAACCUGAGUGUGGUGGGCACAAAUGCUCUGUGGCAUCCUAAUGCCGGAGCAGUCGCUGAGGCCAUCGUACUUGACUUCGUCAGUGAUGCUCAUCGCUUACUUGGCAGCUAUUGGGAGUCUAUGCAGCCUACAGAUGUGUCAGAGGAGAGUGUCAAGACAGGGUGCGCUGCUAUGGUUGCUGCCAUGGAGCAGCUCGGACACGACGAGUCACAUCAGUCGCCCCUGGCAUACUACGUUGCGCUUUCCUACUCCAAGAUUACUUCGAACCUGUAUGAGCUACAUGGCCAUAAUGCUGACAACACGGCAUCAAGCGAAGCUGGUCUGAGGGCGGCAAAGGCGAAGAAAGACUCGCUCCGAACCGUGGCAUACUUGGUGGCAAACCAAUUACCGCUUGCGAGCUCUCCAAGCCUGACGCGGUUCUGCAACGAAUUAGUGGCAGACCUCACUACCCUGGACGUGACGAUGCCGGAAAAGGGGCUCAAAGCACAGGAGCAACUUAUCAUGCUCAACACCAUACUGCAGACCCAAGAAGACGCUGUCGACACCAUUGCGAAACAGCGUCUGAUUUUCCUAGUCAAGGGGCUCAUCGAUAAGCUAUCUCACAUCGAAAGCUCCACGAUCAAAAGCGAAGGCUACAAAGCUUUGGGCUAUCUCCUGCCGGCGAUGUCGGACAUGUACGGCGAGCAUUGGUCUCAGGUUCUGGAGCGUCUUGAGGGCACGUGGGAUUGGCUAGCUAACGAGAAGAUCGACGAUGUCUUGAAGGAAGAACACAUUGUUCUUGAACACACUAGCUUGAAACUUUUGGGCAUUCUCCGACGGCUGGCGAAUUCGGACGAUCCAAAUGACGAUCUUGUUGAUGCGUUGAAAAACAAGGAGUCGUCCGUACACAGCCACCUGAUGUCGCUAUUGGAGCAUGCCAAUGGUGACUCGGAUGAGCAGCAUCAAGCCCUGCUGGUCACCCACGAACAGCUAGCUCGACAGCUAGCACAGGCCCCAUACAAGCAGCUGCCAGAGGCCAACGAGUUAUUUCCUCUACUGUAUACGCCCUCUCGUGCGAUACAACAAGGUGCUUUUGAUCUCCUACACAAGCAGAUCCCGGCUGUGCAAGAGCAGAUCUCGUUCGAUGCAGCUCUCGACAAUAAGUCGGUGCACCUGCCUGACGAGCUCUUAUCGCUUAUCCUCGAAGCACCGACUCUGGAUUCUUUAGUAGACGCCUCGUUCGAUCGGACGAUGCCAUUGUCUCUGCAAGGAUACCUGUAUAGCUGGCGACUGCUUUUCGACCACUUCAGUGGCUCCAGCUAUCGAGUGAAGACCGACUACAUUGAGCAACUGAAGGAUGGAGCAUACCUUUCUGGAUUACUCAGCUUCACGUUCGACUUCCUAGGCCAUUCUCGUGGCAAGCCGAUAGAUGCAUCAAGAUUCGACAUUGAGACAUACACCGCCGAUAGCGAGCCAAACCCGGAACGCGACGUGCAGUGGCUGCUCACCCAUCUCUACUACCUCACCAUGACACAUCUGCCAAGCCUAGCAAAGAGCUACUAUCUAGACAUCCGCUCCCGCCAGACCUCACUAGCUGUCGAGAGUUGGACAGGAAAGUACAUCAGCCCUCUCGUUAUUAACGCUGCUUUGCAAGAUGUGGCGGAGUGGGCGGAGACUAGUGUCAAGGAGGAACCUGAGUAUGAGAAGAUGCAUGUUCGGGUGGGCAUGCGCAGUAAGGAGAUCAAUGUCAGCUAUGAGAUCGAUGAGCAGACGAUGGCGAUUAAGGUCAUCUUGCCUGAAGCCUAUCCGCUUGCUGCAGCGCAGGUGGUGGGCGUGAGCAGAGUCGCCGUCAAAGAGGAUAAGUGGCAGUCGUGGUUGAGGAACUGUCAGGGUGUGAUCACUUUCUCGAAUGGCUCGAUCACGGAUGGACUUUCUGCAUGGCGUAAGAACGUCGUUGGUGCUCUGAAGGGCCAGACAGAGUGCGCCAUCUGUUACUCGAUCAUCGACUCCACCAAGCAAUUGCCAACCAAGAAGUGCCCUACUUGCAAGAACCUGUUCCACGGCAACUGCUUGUAUAAGUGGUUCAAGACGAGCAACGCCAGUACUUGCCCGCUAUGCCGGAAUGCGUUCUCUUUUGCCUAG